This is a messenger RNA of Eriocheir sinensis (Chinese mitten crab), 3931 nucleotides long. RefSeq names its product peptidyl-prolyl cis-trans isomerase B-like. Bases 1238 to 2734 code for a protein of 498 amino acids. The record is from RefSeq and is a predicted model, not a curated record. Gene Ontology annotation, molecular function: zinc ion binding. NCBI's taxonomy places the organism in Eukaryota, Metazoa, Arthropoda, Malacostraca, Decapoda, Varunidae. The transcript has 6 exons.
CUUCCGUAUAAUGCAUGUGAGGAGUCAGUCUGCAUGUUCGUCUUUGCGUGUGGUCAGUCUAUGUGUUCUCAGAGUGAUUUUCAAGCUCUGUGUGGUAUGUUUGGAAUGUCUGUUUUGUGUGUACUCGUGUUUCUGUAGUCUGGGUGGAAGGUCUGUGUGUUAUGUCUGGGUGGUUGUGUGAUGCCUGAGUUGUCUGUGAGUCAGUUAUUGAUUAACUCUAUUUAUUAAUGCCUGUCUGUGAGGUAUGAAUGGUCUGAGUAGCCUGUUUGGUUUAUUUGAAUGAUGUAUGUGUGUGUGUGUGUGUGUGUGUGUGUGUCGGUCUGUCAUUCUGGUAUAUACGAGUGGACUUCUUGACUAGUCUCCCUGUGUGGUCUGGUUAAGUGAUGUUUCUGGGUGGCAGAAUUUAUCAGUCUAACUUAAGUCAUUCUCACAGUUUAUUGUUUGAGGCUACGUUCACAAAUUUACACUCUGAAUACUGGCUCUACAAUUUCAUCAACAUUCACAAGGUCAACCUCCCACAACAUAUCUGUCAUUUGGGUGACUGAAGAAAGCCACUCAACUGAUAAGUGAUAACUAGUCAGCACGCACCCAGUACCAACUACCGACAUGUACUGGACGUGUACUGGACACGUUGAGUGGGCAACACCAACAAAUCAAGCCUACUCGACAUACUGGGCAACAGUAAAGAUUUUUUAAUGUAGACUUUUUGAGCAACACCAACUCCUUCUUACAGUGUGGUCUGCUCCUGUGCCUUCAUAUCCCAAACCAAGAUCCACACCAAAACUUUGGUCCAUUGCUGUACAUACCUAUUCAAGUACAGAGAAUUAAUGUUAUCUCUGAUAAGAUUUACGUAUCUUAACGCCUCAACACUGCAACCACCAUGACUUCACCCAUCAGCAUUAAGUUGCCUCCCAGCUGUCACACAGAUCAGUCCUGCCUUGCCUGUAACAGCUCAAACAUUGGCCCCAUUUCCACAACACCAGUAUGUCUACUUCUGUCAGUGCUGCAGACAAGGUUCACGUGAGGAAGAAGGGAGUGUGUUGGGUAUGAUCAUCUGGUAACAUUUGAGACAGGAAGCUUACGCGUCUCAAGGCCACAACUUCGUCAUCCAACACAGCAAUUUCCUCUCGCCAACGUGAGUGACUCAAGUCGCCAAGUUGCCUCGCUGCUGCCACACAUACCAGUUGCACAUCGCUUGUAGCAGCUCAACCAUCGACUCCAUUCGCACUACACCAGCAUGUCAACUUCUGUCAGUGCUCCAGAAAGCAACUCAGAAGGGCUACGGGAGGCAAUGAGUUGUGAUGUAUGCUCAGAAGUGUAUGAACGAACCCUCCGAACACCACUGGUGCUGCCUUGUGGUCACACAUUCUGCCGUGUUUGUCUUGUAGCUCUCAAGAAAAAAGGCAACUUCUUGUGCCCGAGCUGCAGAGCAGCACACAACAACGUGCAAGUGGAAGCACUGACUAUCAACUUUUCAUUACUUAAUAUUUUGCCUUUUUGUAAUGAAUUUACGUUUGAACAGUGCAACACACAUGGAGAUGACCUGCGCUACUGGUGCUGCACUUGUGACCUGCCUCUGUGUAGUCUCUGCCUCUACUCUGGCCACCCACAAGGCCACACUGUCAAGCUGGCUCAGACCUUUGUACAGGAGAAGAAACGGGAACUCACUGAAAAAAUAAAGCUCUUCUUUGGGAAUAUUGAAGACCAAAAGAAGGAACUGAGAGGAUCAUUCAAUGGCCUUGAUGCACUUAUGGAAGAGCUCUUCCAUAAGAAUGCUUGCCUGCAAGACAAACUUGCAGACCUUACUAACCUUCUUGAUGAGACUCGGAAGGCAAGUGACAUUAGCUCCGUAAGGAACUUUGAAAAGGCAGUGAAAAACUUUAAAUGUAAGGAGGAGGAUGCGGCAUCUGGCACUGAUGUAGCAGAAAAAGAAAAUGCCAAAAACUCUGAGCCAGCAAAAGCCAAGGACUCCAAGCUAAAAUGUAAGGAGGAGGAUGCAGCAUCUGGCACUGAUGUAGCAGAAAAAGAAAAUGCCAAAAACUCUGAGCCAGCAAAAGCCAAGGACUCCAAGCUAGAAGAAGCUAAGUCAGUUACAAAGAGUUUGGAGCCAUGCCAAGAGAAGGAGUCCUCUGGCCAGUCAUCACAGGAUCAAGACACAACAGAGGCUAAACGAGCCACCAUUGACUACCAUGACGGCCGUCUGCUCCUACAUUCUCUGGCUAAGCCUGACUCCAAGGAGAUUUCCUUCCAAAUGCCAUCCAAGGUGUUCCUGGAGCUGAGCGUGGGAGGCAGAUGUUUGGGUCGAGUCUUCAUCAGUCUCUGGUGCCACAUGCGGCGAGCACAACAGUUCCUUGCACUCUGCAUGGGCACUAUGGGCCCGACCUUGCUGGACGCAACUGCUUCAGAGAAAGUGAGGAAUACCCUGGUAUGGAGAUAUGUUGUUGAUGGUGACAAUAAGGCCAGAACCCAAGCCCUCCUGACAAACCUUGAAUGGGGAGGUCAGUAUGUAAAACCAGAUACUGAAGGUUACGUAUCAGGCAUUGAUUUUGGAAAUACUCAAAAUUCUGUUUCAUUUGGAAUUUGUACACAAAGCUCACCUGGUGUUAACCUGCAUGCUCCUUUUGGCAGAGUGGUUAGUGGUCUGGAGGUAGUGAAAGCUGCUUUUCAACACAAUCCAAUAACUAAAGUCACAAUUACUAACAGUGGCCUUGUGCUGCCUCGCCUCUCUCUUUAACUGCCAAAUAAGCCUGCUGUGCAGACUGCUAGGAAACAUUUUCCUCCUUACAUGGAAAGUUCUUGAGACAGCUGUCAUCAAGUGUUUCCCUCCCCCAUUGCAGGUGCUUGCAGAGCCAACAACCCUCAAAAUUCACAAGAUUUUAUAUAUGAGGAAUUGAAGAGAUGUACAUUACCUAAAAUAAUGAUUCAUAUACUGUAUAUCAUAACAUACAGCAAGUGGAAAAUUAAAGUACGUAUUAAGUAGAAACAGUUGUAGCAAUUCAGUUGGUAGCCAUGAGAAACGAGAUACUGCCUGCUCAUUCUGCUGCAGUCUAUUUGACGUGUUUAGCAUUGGAUGAGCAAAGAAUGCCCAAUUUUUUUGGUGCACAAAUAUUUAGAAGCCAACUGAUGUUGCAUUAAAGAAAAUAACAUUGUAAAGGUGAACAGAGCAUGCCGUAAGUUAUCCCUUUGCCAAAAUUGGUUCAUUUUUACCCUAUUGCAUACAUUCCCAUAUUCCAUUUAAAGUUUUCUGCAUAAUGACCCUUCUCACAAAUGGGGAUAGUAGAUUCUUAGGCCACAAGACAUAAUUUACCCUCCUCCCACACUCAGUUGCAUGAUGCUCACUCAUGCUGUCAGUGAGGGACAAAAAAAGCACUUGUUUCAGAAAAGACAGGAUGCACAACCAAUGAUUAUACCAAGAAUGGCAUGUUCUGCUUCUUGGAUGUUAUUGAUGUGAUGUUUGAAGCAUCACAAAGGAAUGCCAGCCUUCUCUCCCCAAGGAACUUUGUUCACUAUUUUCAUGUGAGACUUCUAUUACUUUGUUCUGCUUUUACUUUGUUAGUCAUAGAAAUGCAGUGAGCAGAGUGCUGAAUGACUUAAAAAUUACUGUAGUGAAAAUCUACCUAUCACACUUUAUUCCUUAGAUCUGGAACAUUAAACAAAACCAAAGAAGUCAUUCCGUACACUGCUCUGAUUUCUAUUGAGACAAUUAUGUAGUAAGAAAGCUUUGUGUAAAAGGUUGUAACUCGAUCCUCCCCUAGAGGGUGUUGUGAUUUUAACCUCUGUGAUUAUUGUUCAUUUAGCAAUAUUCAGUCACUAAUCCGUGCCUUACAUGCAUACUUGUUUUGUCAAGGAUUCUUUUGGUGGUGGAGAAGAAAGCCACCAAACAAACAGCUGCUAUCAAAAUAAUUACAUGGCUCAAGAAUAGUCAGUCACA